AUGGAACAAGUUCAACAACAAAUCCAGGAUACUAAAGAUCAGCUGCAGAGACUGCGUGAGGCCAUUCCACUCCCAUCACCACAGGAGGUGUAUGCGAGGUUCAUCAACCAGUAUUUGGAAGUCGACAGAUGCGCCAAAAAUGUCGCCUCCAUGUCCAGACACAUCCAAACUAUUAGCCUAUCGCAAAAGUCGCUGGAAUGCAGAGCACAUCGCGUCUCCAUCAUUUUACUCAAGAUCGAGAGCCUUCGCAUACGCCUAGCUGCCACCAAACUUCACUUGACCACCUUAGUGGCUUUACCUCCACUGCUCUUCGCCACUGGAGCCAUCACAAAGCCGAUUUGGGACGAAUGGAUGGCGCGACCAUUUUACAACGAUGAGAUGAACCUCCUGUCAACUGACCCCGACAGGGUCAAACUGGGAGCAAAAGAGCUAAUGGCGACUCUCGAUAGGCACAGGGCCUAUUUAUCAGAUCUCCGCGAAUCACUUCAGUUGGAACAAUUAGAAGAAGAAAUCUCAUUCCACGACGAAGUAAGAAAUGCACUCAAGAAUAUACAAGAAACCGUAGAAAAAUUCAUUCGCAAACCAGAUCGGGAGGAGCGCCGCCGCGCAACAACGACACGAUCAGGACCAGCCCGAAGAACCUUAGAAGAGGACGAGGAUAAAGAGCUCGAAAGUGACGAACCAGAAUCAGACGGAGAAGACAUGAGGAACGAAGAAGCUCCGCGCGCGAUUGAGAUAGGAAGUGAGCAAAAGGAAGUGGUGCCAGCUCAACGUCCGAGGCAUGUCAUAGAAGCGGAGUUACUCGAGGAACGUAGAGCGUCAAACCAGGUAGCAAGGAUCACAGAGGACUUGAUGAGCCUCCCAACAUGUCCCCCGCGACGCCGCGGCGGCGGACUUCCAAGAUCAGUAGCUCUGCGAAACCCGCCGAUCAAGUGCGCCUUCUGUCGGGCGACCGGAUCCCACCGAGCGGACGCAUGCACUCGCGUGAGAUCGGUUCGGGAAAGACGCAUACUCGUACAGCAUCAGAAGAAAUGCGGUCGCUGCCUGGAACAGUGUCCUGGGAAUUCUACAUGCCGCAUGUUCCAUGCCAAGUGCAUUUAUUGCAAAAAAGAAGGUCACAAUUCCGCGCUCUGCGAAUUGCCGGAUCAGGUGUUGGAAAACUGCGAUAAACUGGAAAAGGCGCAAAAGCAAGCGGACUGCCACUCCCAACGCAUCAAAGAGCUAGCUGACGAACUACGACGCCAGCACUAA
This is a messenger RNA of Haemonchus placei, 1251 nucleotides long. The record is from the annotation of a GenBank genome assembly. NCBI's taxonomy places the organism in Eukaryota, Metazoa, Nematoda, Chromadorea, Rhabditida, Trichostrongylidae.